This is a messenger RNA of Vigna radiata var. radiata (mung bean), 1272 nucleotides long. RefSeq lists its product as uncharacterized. Gene Ontology annotation, molecular function: metal ion binding. The coding region runs from base 459 to 1253 and encodes 264 amino acids. The transcript is spliced from 2 exons. NCBI's taxonomy places the organism in Eukaryota, Viridiplantae, Streptophyta, Magnoliopsida, Fabales, Fabaceae. The record is from RefSeq and is a predicted model, not a curated record.
CCUUUUUCACUUAAUCAAACAAAAAUAUGAAUAUUCAAGGCAUGCUGGUUAAGGUUUGAGACCGUGUUGGUAUUCGGAUAUGUCUCAAGCCUCACACAUCUAUCUUCCGCGUCACUCAAUUAAAGAUAACAGUGAGAUUGGGCAUCACAGUUUACAAAUAUCCACUGAGAAUCUCUGAAUUCUUUCCUGAAUCAUCACCCCUCUUCCGUGGAUCAAUCAAACAAUGAUUCCUUGCAUUUCCCGCUUCCCUUGCCUUUAGCAUAUUCCUUGCCCGUGCAAGGCAUGUAUAAACAGAUUCCAUGCACAGGUUCUCCAUCGUUAUCCACUUCCUUAAAACAUAAACACAUCCCAUUCUUUCUCUAAUUUUACAGCUCCAUGGCUCGGGAGGAGUCACAGGUAAUACCCAAGAAUGUAAUAUUUGGUUUUAUAUUUUUUUCAUUUUCGAUAAAUUUAAACAAAUGGCAAGCACUAUCUGGCUAAUCCGUCAAAUGCAGGCACCUCGCGUUACACAGAUACAAGUCAGGGUGGACUGCAAGGGUUGCGUGCAGAAGAUCAAGAAGGCACUAAAUGGCAUUCAUGGUAUAUAUGAUCUUCAUGUUGACUUAAAUCGACAAAAGCUCACAAUUGUUGGGUGGGCAGAUCCAGAACAAGUUGUCAAAGCAAUUAAGAAGACAAAGAAGAAUGCCACAAUUUGCUCUAGUAUUGAACUGACACCUCCGUCUAAACCAACAGAAUCAAAACCAAAAGGAAAUGCACCAGCCCCUAAUACUGCGCAACCACCGCCACAAGCUCCACCACCUCAAGCAAGCCACCCAUUAGAAUUACCGCCACAGCAACCACCACCUGAAGCAACACCAUCAUCAUUCAUACCUACACCAAAACAGCACAACGCAGCCUGGAAGUGGCAGAAUAACACAAGAACAGAAGAUCUAGAACAGGUUCAUGUGACACACCAUGAUUCGUCUAACUACGCAAACAGAUUCAGUUCUGGCCACAACCAUGCCGAGCACUGGCACCGAUACGAUAAUGGCCCUGUAUUUCUGCAAGAGCCGUCACCGUCAAUGUAUGUGACACACAGCUAUAAUACACACAUGCCUUCGUCGCACGUCACUGAAUACGAAUACGUUAGAUCACCAUCAAUGCACACACAUUACAAUUGCAUAGAACACUACAGUGGAGAUUACCAAAACGGCAAUGUAAACAUCGCUUCAAUGUUCAGCGAUGAUAAUCCGAAUGCCUGUUGCAUUGUGUAGUCAGAAAUUAGAAUGCUAA